Anopheles moucheti is the source of this 2608-nucleotide messenger RNA. RefSeq names its product run domain Beclin-1-interacting and cysteine-rich domain-containing protein-like. The transcript is spliced from 5 exons. Gene Ontology annotation, molecular function: phosphatidylinositol phosphate binding. Bases 1 to 1839 code for a protein of 612 amino acids. NCBI's taxonomy places the organism in Eukaryota, Metazoa, Arthropoda, Insecta, Diptera, Culicidae. Gene Ontology annotation, cellular component: intracellular membrane-bounded organelle. The record is from RefSeq and is a predicted model, not a curated record.
AUGGUGAGUGAGUGGUUUAAGGAAUCGUUGGCGCGCACAACUAUUAUGAGCGAUCUUCAGCGCGGCGGUGCGGGAGUAGCAUUAGACAAACGGUCCCGUAGUGCGGACAACCUUGCGGUUGUUGGUGGGAGAGAGGUUGGUACGUUGGCCAACAGUCGGUUCCCGAGCGCUCCGAACUUGGUGGACCAUGAGUCAGAGAUGGCCUUUGUGAUACAUCGAUGUAACAGCAGCAGUAAUAGCAGCAGCAGCAGCAGCAGCAAGCGCAUUCCACCAUUCAACUAUUACGACUGCAUCAAUCCAACAUCCGCCCCAUCAACAACGCCCCCAACGGGUCCGAUAGAGUAUGGGGAGUAUCAGGCGACGCCGCCGACCAAAUCCCGAUCCGUCCAGAUGAGUUUCUUGGAUGAUCUCGUACCGCAGAAAGGGCGUCGGCUGCGGAAACAUUUUAACGAGCUGGAACCGUUCGAUGGUCAGUGUCGGUUCUGGACCGAUUCCCCAUUGGAGCGGAUACAUCCGGAACAGGGUUGCAUACCCAUCCUGAAGGCUGUUUACUUUUCGCGCAAUAACAAUGAUCUAGACAAGGAGAACGCCCACUUUAAACUGGCCGAAGCACUUAUUUCGACCUUCGAGUUACUCAAGUGGAAAAGCUUUCUGAGUCGCACUCCGAGCAAUCUGUCGAAUUUUGAUUGGGAGUUGCCUAGAGAAGCAAGCGUUACAGUUCCGGUCGCAAGUGGCAGUACACGGAAAGGUACGGUUACGGCAAGCCAAUCCGAUACGGAUCCGCUAGAUGAAAGCUGCGAGGCGAUCGAGGCAAAGGAAAGCAUCUACGACGAGCGAACGUACUCGGCGGAAGAGAUAGCCAUAAGUUUGCUGGGGAAAUUCCACGACAAACAGCUUCCGUCGGCGUGCGACUUUCUUUGGCUGGUGUCGGAACAGGACGCACCACAGAAGCUGCUGCCGGUGCCGAGCGGUGGCGUAAUCGAUCCAGAUGAAUCGUCACAGCACCCACACGACACGGGUACGCUUAUACGUGGUACGCAAGAGUGGGCACCACCCCGUCCACAGGUCAUAUUCACCUACCAACCACCUCCGCUAGAACGUCGCGCACAAAUCAUUCGGCAGAGUAACCGAUGUGAGGGGUGUGGCAUUAAGGUGAAUCCGACAUAUUUGAGCCGCUAUCGGUAUUGCCACUACACGGGAAAGUACAACUGUUCCGGCUGCCACAAAAACCAGAUGGCCAUUAUACCGGCACGCGUCAUACAACGGUGGGACUUUACCGUACUUCCCGUUAGCGUAUUUGCGUACCGUGUGUUGGGUGAUAUCUGGAGCACACCACUGUAUCGUGUAAAUCAUCUUUAUCCCGAACUGUACAGUAACGUGAAGAGUUUACGCAUCGUACGGCAGGCUCGUGUAAACGUAAAGUACGCCAAGGACUUCAUCAUGAACUGCCGCCAUUCGAACAGUUCACGCCGUGUCUUCCAGGAAGUGCCUGAAUAUUAUAUCUCCGACUUUGACAUGUGGUCGAUGGCGGACUUUCUCGCUGUUAAGAGUGGCGCACUGUUGCGACUGCUUCACUCGAUUGUGGCGCGCUGUGAGCGUCACAUUCUAUCGUGCGAGCUUUGUCUCGGACGUGGCUUUGUGUGUGAAAAGUGCAUCGGCACCAGGCGGAAGGAACUGUGCGAGCUGUUUCCUUGGCAGCCGCGCGUGAUUCGGUGCGAACAGUGCGGUGCCUGCUACCAUGAGGCUUGCUGGCGGAAAGACAAGAGCUGCGAACGAUGCAACCGGAUGCUGCGUCGUCGGACCGCCGGAGCAGGAGCAGAACAAACGGAAAAAUGCUAGUUGAAGGAGCGUGUAGGAAGACGUGACGCAACAUCACGCUAGAAGCAAAACGUAAACGAGGCACGGAUGCUGCGAACACGGAUGCAAGACAAAAGCUCGCGGAAUGUGUUAGGUCGUGUGAGGUGAAAGGAAUUAAUUUAUUUUAGCUGUCAUCUAAUCUCAUGCUAGGUCCGUAUAGGAUGGUGUAGUGUGUACAGCUUACGUUUAUCUCUAUUUUGUCCAACGACAAAACGCGCGGUUCAAUCCUGAAUGCUAUCCAACUGCAUGACACACGUUUUUGUCCGGGGCUAUUUACAUGUAUAAAAUAUAUACAUAUAUAUACACACACACACACACAGAAAUUUCCAUAACUGAAUAGCUAAUGUUGCGUAUUGUGCGACUCAUUACACGCGGCUUAGACCUGUGCCUUACCGAAACAGAGGUCAUGAACGUCAAUCAUGAAGGAGGCGAAAGAACACUGGGGGGGGGAAUAAAAACUUAAUCCCCACCUGCUCCGCAAAACCAUCCUAAGCGAGUUGAUUCGGAGAAGAAGAAGAUAUAAUGACCUUCGGCGAGGUCGGCGUGAGAUGCUGCGGACACGCGGAAAGCUAUGCGGAUGUGAUGGUGGGCUGCGUUAAGGCUUCAAAGGCAAACAGUACCGAACGACACAAUCAUUCAUUCGCGUACCACGCAUACGGGAACAACAUACCCAGUCAAGCUGCAUAAGGCUCUGCUCAACUACGGAAUGGUGCGACUUAACGUAUCGUGGCUGGCCGAUCGGAACAGGCGC